AUUGCCGCAAACUGUUUUUUUUUUGUUGUACUCAGUAUCUAAAAACUGACUCAGAGCUGAAUGAUAUGGUAAACAAACCCCCCCAGUGUGAAUUACGUAUAGAAGUUUCAUUCCAAACCUUGCCGUUUCGGAAGCAAAAUCGUUAGCUGCGUAGACACGGAUCCGCCGACCCGUGAUUGAGGCACCCUAUUUAUACACCUUUUGUACAUUUUAUCGCAACGAUAAACAGGGUAAAAACGUUGUUAAAACGAAAAACAAUCGUUUUGAAAUUGGUUUGUGAAGUGAGUGCAACUAUUUACUGCGUGCGGCCGGAAAUUUGGAUAGCAAGCAACACACUACACUACGUAAUCAAGACAAUCAAUCGUAAUUAGUAAUUACCAAAAAAAAAAAAAACGCAACCCCACAUCCAGAAAGAGAGCAGUGAUUUCGCGAGGAAAAGGAUUUCUUUGCUUUACUCCUCCGCCGCCACUACCUUACUACAACGAAAAACGUUCUCUUUGCUACACCCAGCAUGUCUGCCAUCAGCCUGUUGAAGGAGUUGCUGAAAGCGUCCGAAAAGGCUGCUAACAUCGCACGUGCGUGUCGCCAGAAUCAGCGCCUGUUCAGUUUGCUGAUACAGGAAAAGGAGAAGGAUGAAUCGAACUCGCGGUUCGAUCAUGAUUUCAAAACGUUAGCCGACUGUCUCAUACAGGAGAUGAUAAAGUACGACAUCGGCAAGCAGUUUCCAGAAUUACGUGACAACAUCCGUGGGGAGGAGAAUGCCAAAUUUACCAAUACGGCGGGCGACUCCGUCAUCGUGACGGUGACCGACGAUCCGGCCAACACGGUGGCGGUGCUGGAAAAGAUUCUAAACGGCGACAAGGAGGCAGCAGCGGCCCUCGUUGACGAGGUGUACCGUGAGGUGGAGCUCGAUCUGGAAGCGCUAGAAAUACCGACCGACGCAAUACCGUUAGACAACGGUUGGGCCGAGUUGGGCAUCUGGAUCGAUCCGAUCGACGGGACCGGCGAGUACAUUAAGGGCGAGGAAAAGUUAACGAAGUUUCCGAACAUUGCAUCCGCGGGCCUAAAGUGUUGCACCGUGCUAAUAGGCGUGUACGAAACGUGCCAGGGCACACCGAUCCUGGGCGUUAUCAAUCAACCGUUUGCAGACCGGGUGCCCGAACAGGACGACAGGUACGAGGGCAAAAUUUACUGGGGUAUGUCGAUAGGCGACCUGAAGUUCAACAACAUCGCACCGCACGAACCGGAUGCACGCAUCGCCAUACUGUCUCCGUCCGAACAGUCGAAGUACGUGGAGUUCAUACGCAACCAGCUAAAGUACGACGUGAUCUAUUCGUCCGGUGCGGGCUACAAGAUACUGAAGAUAGCGACCGGCGAGGCGGAACUGUUCCUGCUAAGCAAAGGCACCACGUACAAGUGGGACACGUGUGCACCGCAAGCCAUUCUUCGUUCCAUGAACGGGGACCUGUUCAAUCUGCAGGACACACUUAUCAGCAAGUCGGUGAAGAAAAUUUCGUACCAGGAUCGGAAGGUAACGCGCAAUAUGGGCGGACUGAUCGCCUACCAGAACAUCGACAAGCUGCGAGAAUUUCUCAAACUGUAAGCGCGAGCUGCAUCAUUGGCGCGUGCGCACGCGUCUACCUUAUACGCUUUUUCGGUAUCAAUUAAUCAAUAUAUAGUAUUUCAAAGGCAAAAAAAAGGUAACCAAAACGGACGCAAAAAAACAACACUUAAGAAAUAGAUUCGAAUGGCUGUUAACCGUUGAUAUAUAGACAUAUAAAUGUUUAGAGAAAUUUCUUAGUAGUUCGUGUUUGAACGUAGGAAUGGACGAUCAGCUAGUGCAUGGUUGGCGCCAAACAAAAAAAAAGCAUGGUGUUAUAAAUAUGGAUCAAAACUCAAGGAAUAUUUAGUGAGACUCUAUUCAAUCAAAGGCUGUCUUUGUAGGUAACGUUUCUUGCUUUGCGGACACAGAAUACGGAUGGUACGGAGUGUCGUUCUGUAGCAUCGUAGCCGUCAUACCGAUUUUAGAUAUCUAUUUUUAUAGCUAAUUUGCUCGUAGCUCGUAAACCAUAAGUAUAGAUUAACGAAAUGUGCGGAAUUAUUCAGAAUUGUUCCAUAUCAAAAUUUCCCCUCCACCCUCCCCCCAAAAAACAAAAGGAGUGAAACGCAUUUUGAUAACAAUAUUGUGCGCCUUCGUUUGCAAAAGAGCCUAACUAUGCUUCCACAACUGCGCCAUGUUUCUGUUUGUUCGAUGUGUUCAACUAUACAAUUUUUGCCUAACUACAAGUAUUACUUACGUUACACAAAACGCUUAUAAUCAUCGAUAACAGGGUCGUACGCAAACGUUUCAGAUGUUUUGUUGGAGUAUUUUCUAGAUUCAGACACAGAUGGAGAUAUACAUAUAUACAUAAACCCAUAAUCUAUUGGAAAGACACUGUAGCUGGAUAGAAUAGACCACGUGUUAGUGACGUAGAGUGAUAUAACCCCCAUAACCACGUGUUGAACUAGUUUCAUGGUAGUUUUGAUGUACAUUAAUCGUAUGCAAUAUUACCGAACUAGCAGAGCAUCCUUCGAGCAUUGCGGUGCUCACCCUCGUUUUACCGGUUUAGUUUGACCAACAUUUUUCUCAUCUCUCAAUGCGCCGGAUGAAAAACCCAACAAACGUUCAAUAUGGAUAUCGACCGUAUUCGUUGAAUAGAUGUGCCGUAAACUAUACAGCAAUUAAGUUCCAAAUAAAGUUUGAACUAAACCACCGACACGUUCAAUACAA
Molecule: messenger RNA, 2770 nt
Organism: Anopheles stephensi (Asian malaria mosquito)
Lineage: Eukaryota; Metazoa; Arthropoda; Insecta; Diptera; Culicidae
Gene: Ipp
Product: inositol polyphosphate 1-phosphatase
Exons: 4
Coding region: 512-1603 (363 amino acids)
Molecular function (GO): inositol-1,4-bisphosphate 1-phosphatase activity
Source: RefSeq, a predicted model, not a curated record